CCCCGCACACCCACACCACCCCAAUAUGUUUGCCCCUCCCACGGCUCUGCCCCCGCCACCCCCGCUGACGUCAGGGACGCUGCAGGUUCCAGGACACCCAGCUGGUAGCACCUACUCAGAACAAGACCUGCUGCGCCAGGAGCUGAACACGCGCUUCCUGGCCUCGCAGAGCGCCGACCGCGGGGCCUCGCUGGGCCCGCCGCCCUACCUGAGGACAGAGUUCCACCAGCACCAGCACCAGCACCAGCACACACACCAACACACCCACCAGCACACCUUCACGCCCUUCCCCCACGCCAUCCCUCCCACUGCCAUCAUGCCGACGCCAGCACCGCCCAUGGUGCGUACCCCAGGCAGAAAUUUUGACAAAUAUCCUACAAAAGUUGACCCCUUCUACCGUCACAGUCUGUUUCACUCCUAUCCUCCAGCUGUAUCAGGUAUUCCUCCCAUGAUCCCUCCCACCGGCCCCUUUGGCUCGCUGCAGGGAGCUUUCCAACCCAAGACUUCCAAUCCUAUUGAUGUUGCAGCCAGACCUGGAACGGUCCCACAUACUCUUCUACAGAAGGAUCCACGGUUGACAGAUCCGUUCAGGCCCAUGUUGAGGAAACCUGGCAAGUGGUGUGCUAUGCACGUUCACAUCGCCUGGCAGAUCUACCAUCACCAACAGAAAGUCAAGAAACAGAUGCAGUCUGAUCCACACAAGCUGGACUUUGGCCUGAAACCAGAAUUUCUGAGCAGGCCACCAGGCCCCAGCCUUUUUGGAGCCAUCCACCACCCCCAUGACCUGGCUCGGCCCUCAACUCUCUUCUCCACAGCCAGUGGGGGGCAUCCAGCCGGGACCCCUUUUGGCCCACCACCCCACCACAGCAACUUCCUCAACCCAGCUGCUCACUUAGAGCCCUUCAACCGGCCGGCGUCGUUCAGCGGCCUCACCGCGGUGGGCAGCAACGCCUUCGGGGGGCUCGGGAACCCCGCAGUCACACCCAACUCAAUGUUCGGCCACAAGGAUGGCCCCAGUAUGCAGAGCUUUAGCAACCCUCACGAGCCCUGGAACCGACUGCACCGAACUCCUCCUUCGUUCCCGACCCCUCCGCCCUGGCUGAAGCCAGGAGAGCUGGAGCGCAGUUCAUCUGCUGCAGCUCAUGACAGAGAUAGAGAUGUAGAUAAACGAGACUCAUCUGUUAGUAAAGAUGACAAAGAAAGGGAGAGCAUUGAGAAAAGACACUCCAGCCAUCCUUCGCCAGCACCUAUCCAUCCAGUAAACUCCCUCGGACAUAACCGCAGCUCAAGUGAGCAGAUCAGGAGCCAUCUGAAUCCCGAGGUUCGAGAAAAAGAGAAACCCAAAGAACGAGAGAGGGAUCACUCCGAAUCUCGGAAGGAAAUUAACGUUGAAGAGCACAAGGUGAAGGACAACUACGUUUCGGAGAAAGAAGGCCUGAGCCAUGAAAGCCGAGUGGUGGAAGAGUCUAAACAAAUGCCCAGGGUUCCUUCCCCCUAUGCCAGGCCCCCCGUUGUGGAGAGCACCAGGCCUAACAGCACUUCCAACCGCGAGGCCGACAGGAAGAACGAGCCCGCGUAUGAUAACCCGAAGAAAAGCAGCGAAGUCAAGGUGAAGGAAGAGCGAAAGGAAGACCAUGAUGUUCAGCCUGAGGGACCUCAGACUCAUAGGUCAUCUGAUCAGCCACCACCUAUAUCCACAUCCAACGUCCAUCCAAGUCCUUUAGUGUCUAUGCCCAUGACGGUAGGUGUGACUGGUAUACAUCACAUGAACAGCAUCAGUGGCCUGGACAGGACUCGCAUGAUGACCCCUUUUAUGGGAAUUAGCCCAAUUCCUGGUGGGGAACGUUUCCCCUAUCCUUCUUUCCACUGGGAUCCAAUGAGAGAUCCCUUGAGAGAUCCCUACAGAGAGCUGGAUAUUCAUCGGCGAGACCCCCUGGGCAGAGACUUUUUGCUAAGAAACGACCCCCUCCAUCGCCUCUCCACGCCGAGGCUGUACGAAGCAGACAGGUCAUUCAGGGAUCGGGAACCUCACGACUACAACCACCACCACCACCACCACCCGCUGUCGGUGGACCCGCGGCGGGAGCACGAGCGGGGCGCGCACCUGGACGAGCGGGAGCGGCUGCACAUGCUGCGCGAGGACUACGAGCACGCGCGCCUGCACUCGGUGCACCCCGCCGCGCUGGACGGGCACCUGCCGCACCCCGGCCUGCUGACGCCGGGCCUGCCCAGCAUGCACUACCCCCGCCUCAGCCCCCCCACGGGGCACCAGAACGGCCUCCUCAAUAAAACUCCCCCCACGGCAGCUCUCAGUGCCCCCCCGCCUCUCAUCUCCACGCUGGGCCCUCGGCCCGGCUCUCCCAGAAGGACUACUCCUCUGUCCGCGGAGAUGAGAGAGAGGCCUCCCUCUCACACCCUCAAGGACAUCGAAGCUCGAUAAGCAGAGUGAGACUCGAUGAAAAGCAGAGCAAGAGGGACAAAAAAACCUUGUAAAUGAACUUAAUAUAAAGACCUUCUUACUAGUCAUUGAUACAGACUGGGGAUGUGACCCACUGUACAAUAUGUAUAGACCUGAGUGCAAAGAUUUUGAAAUGAUUUUUUUUGUAUAUUAUAUGUUGAAAUUUUCCAGAUCUUUUAGCCAAGUCCAUAUGUUCCUCGUGUCUCCUACUCUAUUUUAUUUCUAGUAUAAAAAUUUCAGAAUUUGAACUGAAGAACAAGACAUCAGUCUGAGUGAUUUGACUAGAAACAAGCCACCACCAAUGUCAACCCUACAAAGCUCUUUCAAACCAGAAGUGAAGUCAAUUGUAGAUAUUUAUGUAAAAAGAUUGCUUCAUGGAUUAAUGGUUCAUAUAUGCAAAAAGGGUAAGAUGAAAGCUUUACUUUGUACAAAUGUAAAUAGAUAAAAUUAAGUAACAUAAUACAUUAAUACUUCUUAAACUGUGCUAUUUGCAAACUUAAUAUUGAUCAACACAGUCUGCUUAUGCUGUGUUACUUAUAUUGUUAUAGACAGCUAAACCCCUUCAACUAUGCAAUGAAUUUUAAGGCUUUUCACAAAAGCCUUUAUAACUCAAAGGAGCCUUUUCAACACACAACAUAAUUAAAGUCAUAUUUUCCCUGAACAAACUCAUUUCUAAUGGAAGCCUAUUUCUCUUGUUUUGAUGAAGAACAGCCCUUCAGAGGUGUAGUUUUCUGUGUGAACCCUUGCAUCAGGCUGUGGAGGUCACUGUAGCUCGUGUGUCCCUUGGAUGGUGUCAGGGUUAGUGCUCUGUGAUCACUGGUACGGAGUCAUGGCAGAUUGGGUUUCAGUCAUAUUAAUCUGGGUUAAAUGGUAAUAAUCAAAUGCUGGAGAUUUUCCAGAACUUUUGUCACUUAACAUGUCAAAUUUAUUUCGGGAAGAACAUCUGCUUAUAGCCAUUCGUGUCUGGUUUUAUUGCCAGCGUGUCAUUUUUAUCUGUACACACAUUUUUUUUGUGUUAAGUGAUUUUUAGCUACAUUGAAACAAAUCCUACAAGAAAACAAAUACUUUUCUAAAUGAUGGAUAUGUUUUCACUGUGGAUCAGUAGUUUAAUUAAUGAACUCCGUUGCAGAUUUCAUAAUGGAAUUUAUUGUAUUUCAGUUGGUAAUAAAAGUCUGUGAAUAGUUAACAGGUCAGCCUUGUUGUUCCCUAAUCAUAGAAGACAUUAAAUAACCUGAUGAACAUGGUCCUUUUAAAAAAUAUGCAUCAAUCUUCUGAAAUCUGUCUUUUCAUAACACACUUUUUUAUAAUGUGUUAAGUUUCUUGUCUAAAUAUUUGGAGAGAAUAUGACUUUAUCAGAGAGAAUUCAAUAUCUUGUCUACUGGACUGUAAAAUAUAUGUAUGAAAUAAAAUUAGUUCCAUUGGUCUUCUAGUGUAUUAAAGUGCUAUCUGAAGUUGUUACCCUGUUUUGGCAAAAAAAAGAAAAAAAAAGAAAAAAGUUAACUACAAACAGUUGUUUCUAAUGAUCAGAGAUCUAUUUUAGUAGUCAACUGAAGGUUUAGUUGUGAGCUUCAGAUUUUUGUGAACUCCAGAUGUC
This is a messenger RNA of Ficedula albicollis (Collared flycatcher), 4052 nucleotides long. It is a transcript of the gene AUTS2, whose product is annotated as autism susceptibility candidate 2. The record is from RefSeq and is a predicted model, not a curated record. The transcript has 13 exons. The coding region runs from base 26 to 2440 and encodes 804 amino acids. NCBI's taxonomy places the organism in Eukaryota, Metazoa, Chordata, Aves, Passeriformes, Muscicapidae.